UUGUAUGGGUGAGACAUGUAACAUUCUUGGCGAUGGGACAAGGCGUGACAUCCGAACCCAUGGAAUCUGGUGGGUGUGAGUGAAAUUAACAACAAAAGCAUGCAGCACGAGCUUCUUGCGGCUACGUCUUCGCGAGCAGACGACAUUCCGGCAGACGACAUCUGUAUCGGAGACGGCUGUGCUGCGGGCAUAUUUCAAUCCAGAGUGAUUGUAAUUGCAUAGUUUACCGUACAUGGAUGAACGUCCAAGCCUUGGAAAUGUUGUCUAAGAAGUCAGAGCAAACAGGCGCAAGUCAACCAUAUCACCUUCACAAAAUAUAUCGGUGAUCCCCAGCCUUCUCUAUGGUGAAGAAGAAAGAGGCAUUGACGUUCUAUUGUGUUUCCGCUCCUCUAUGGGUAAUUACGUUUUAGAGGACCGAAUUUAAACUGUGACUGACAUAGCGAUGCAUUAUUCCAAGUAAGUCAACUUGAACCAAAUACCUCUUUCACCUAAACCGCCUUUAACGUGUUUAUCGUUUACUUAUGAGCGAUACCAGCAUUUCCCGACCGAGUUCAUGCUUGAAGGCCAGAGUAUAACUGAUGGUUGAAUAGACGAUUUUUUUCGCCCGAUUAAAUACCAAGAACAGGUCAAGGAUUCAAACAGGUUCACAUGCCAUAUUGUAUAAGACGAGCAACAUGCUACACUGCGAGCUACAGAAAGAUGGUCUCCAACAUCAGGUUGUUUUAACAGACACAGAGUUUAUAUACAGAGUUAAACCCAGAAAUGAAAAGGAGGCAGAAAAUGGCUUCACGAACAUCUGGAAUAUGGGUAGUAUACCCCUUGACUGGAUGUUGGCCGUCAGCAAGAGGGUCAAGCAGUUGAAGGAAAACCAGGAUUCAUUCACCAUUCAUUACGUUUCCAAAACCGGAAGUUGUACCCUUAACGCCAAGAAGGUCAAGUUCAAGGGCGAUGAAAAGACCUGCUCGGUUAUCAGAGAAAAAUUGAGAGAUUUUGUCAAUAAACGCCAUCCAAUCCGGAAGUUCCUGGUACUCAUCAACCCCGUGAGCGGCAAGAGGAACGCGAGGACCAUAUUCAGGCGUAACGUGGAGCCUGUUCUGACGUUGUGUGGAGUUCUUACCGAAGUUGUAGUGACGGAGAGGCCAAAACAUGCUGAGGAAAUAUUGAAGAAGAGGGAUCUUUCCGAUUUUGAAGGAGUGAUCGCUGUGGGUGGAGACGGAUUCUACAGCGAGUGUGUGACAGGGCUUCUGGUCAGAGCUCAGUUCAGGGCCAGGAUUGACCACAAUGACCCGGAGUCGGUCAUCACACCUGCAUCUCUCCCUGUGGGCAUCAUACCAGCAGGUUCGGGUGACUACAUCGUGCAGUACCUCCACGGAACCAGGGACCCAACCACAGCAGCUGUACACAUAGCUCUAGGGAAAUAUCAAAAUGCCAACGUUGUCAGUAUUUUCAAGGGCAGACAACUGUGUUGUUAUUCUGGGCUGCUGUUAGGGUUUGGUUUGAUUGGGGACAUCAUGAAUGACCUUGAAGGGUACCGGUGGAUGGGGUCAGCAAGAUUCAAGAUUAUACCCACUAGGUCUGUGAUGAACAGGCGGAUGUUUGACAUCGAAAUGGACUACUUAACUGACACGUGGCAGACGUUGAGUCACAGUGUUUAUGGAAUUGACACUUACGUCAUAACAUGGCGGCCAGAGAAAUCCAAGAUGGCGGCAUGUUUUGGUGACAACGCGCUUUCUAUGUACAUCACCGGCAAAUGCAAGCUAUCCGACCACAUGAAACAACUAAGAAAGGUCCAACUUCAAACAAAAGAUUGUUGGGAUUAUGACUUCGUGGAUGAGCUCCGGGUCCAGGGAUUCCGAGUUCGAUUCCCAAACACUCCCCAGCGACAGACGCCGGAGGGUGAGACCACGCUGACAGACAACUACUACCUCAACUGCGACGGCGAGGUGGUCACCAUCGACAGGCCGGAGUUUGAAGUCAGGUUGCACCAUAACGUGGUGUCACUGUUUGGAGACAGCGCCGUGCGCGACAUGAACAACAACUUUGUAUGGUACAAUUCUAAAGAGAUUACAGCGCUUUGAUGCAAUAACCCAGCCAAAGGCGAAGAUGGAAGAUUCAACUAUUGUGCCAUACCCGUUCUCGAGGGUUUCACCAAAGUUUUCAACGCCUAAUAUAACUGAAAAACUGUUUAAAGCGGCAUUAAACUCUGUUCCUGACUCAAUUUUUGAUACCAAGAGUAUGACAUCACUGAAUCUCAAGGCUUCAAGGACAUCAUCUACUCAACCUACAUAACAACAGUCAUGCUGCAUCUGUAAAUGUGUAAAAAAUUAAGUGAUUCUUGUAACUGCUCCUUGAGUAGUGUUGCAGGUCAGGUGCACAAUAAAUCAUACCAGGGUAUUGGAUAUUUUCUCACUGAACCUACA
This is a messenger RNA of Haliotis rufescens (red abalone), 2420 nucleotides long. RefSeq names its product ceramide kinase-like. The record is from RefSeq and is a predicted model, not a curated record. Gene Ontology annotation, molecular function: kinase activity. Lineage: Eukaryota; Metazoa; Mollusca; Gastropoda; Lepetellida; Haliotidae. The transcript has 9 exons. Bases 675 to 2078 code for a protein of 467 amino acids.